UAAUGGCGGCAGCAGGAGGCGGAUUACCAGCCUCGGCUGUAGUAGCGAACGUAAACAGCUCCGCCACCGUUCGCUGCCGUUUCCCAGGUCGGCCAUGGACAUCUCGGAGCCUGCUGAAGACGGAGAAACGCUUUCACGUCGGUCGGGUGAGUUCUGAAGACAGAGAAGGGCCGAGGCCCAUCGACGUUAGAGCUACGCUGAGAGAGGAUUCGUCACUGUCGCGCUUGCUCGGGCUGGCGGAGAAACACCGGCGCCAGCGCGAGGCGGGAUUCUGCACGAGCGGGAGUGAUGAGGAGGGAGACUUCACAGGCUUUAGAGUGGAUGGUCAAUGGUCCACUAGUUCUGGACAAGGCUCAUCAAGCAAACCCCUUAAACUGGUAUCCUCACAGGUGAAGCCACCUUUGGCGCCAAAUCUAAAAUCAACACUAUUGAAAAAACCUGACAUGAAAGGCAAAAGAUUUUCCAGAACCGACCAAAAAUCUGUGAGGCCUAAAAUGGUUAUUAAAUUGGCAUCCAAGAAGGUGACCAAAAAGUUAACGGAACAGUCACAAAGGCCAUCUGUGGAUAAAGAUAAACAACUGAAAAUGGGCAGCUCAAGUAAGAGAAAUGGCAGGGUACUCGGGAACCAGAAAAAGGGAACAGCGGUCUCCUCAAACACAGAAAAUCAUGAAAAUGUUGAUAGGGCUUUUGAAGAGGAGGAGAUCACCGGAAGGGCAAAGGAACAUGGUUCCAGUGCAGUAGAUAGACGGACGAGGCCGGGCAAAUUAGUGUGGAGCUUAACACUGGUUAAAGGUAAAGAGCGAGCCUCCAGAGUUAGAGACACCCAAAACCAAAGAGCUUCAGCAGAAUAUGUUAAGACCCACAGGAACAAGACAGAGGUAAUGACUGCUAGUGAUCAGGAAGGUGCUGUGUCCUCAAAACCAAUGGCCAAACAGAGAAGGGGCAGAAGGACAGACACAAACAAGGAGCCUCUAGAAUCUCUCGGUGGAGAUGCAGGACCUUCUUUUAGUGAUAGUUUAAGUUCUUCCCAAAAGCAGCCUUUUGUUAGGCUACAAAGAAAGUUACUGCAACAGGAGGUGCGCCGCAAAGUACCUCACAGUCAAGGACAGGCCUCUAGCAUGCCAAGAAAGAGACAGCGACUUGCUCUAGAGACAGACUCCACACACGUGCUGCAGCCGCUGGAAGGACAGGAACAGGCAGUUGGAGAGAUUGAGAGAUCCAAGCCUGGAAGCCAAGCUAAACAGUCUAAACACUCCGCUAGACCAAUUGUUAGUGCUCGAUCUUCCCGGGUCAUCAAGGUCCCGAAGAGGUUCAUGGAUGAUGAGCGCAUGUCUGCGCUUCCAGAACGAGGUUCCCCAAAGAAGCCAGCUCUUACUGAGAUCCCGGUGGUUCUCGAGAAACCGAAUAUUGAGCCCCAACCCCUUCAUUCUGGAAGCAAGCCGAAGACUGCACAAGAACCGCUGAUCCUAAACAACGAUGAAAAGGUGCAAUCUCAGGGCGUCAAACCCAUUUUGAGUUCCUAUAGGCUGUCUGGUGGUCCUCGCGGGAGGGGUAGGAGACUUGGCCAAUCUGCAGACCACUAUAAGAUAUACUGGAAAUUGAAGAAGCUCACAGCAUGCCUGACAAAACGAAGGAUGGAGCGGAUUGCCAGUGCAAGCUCCAAGCUAACAGAGGAUGGUGCGAUGGGAGGGAUCCUUGAUGUGGGAGGAAGAAAGUCUGAUCUCAAAUUGCAGGACAUGUAUUCUCCAGGAGUGGUGCCAAAAGUAACCAUACAUGUUGGGAAACUCUCUGAUCAGAUUCCGCUUGUAUCUUUGGCAGAAGGCCCUGCUAAGGAAAACGUAGAGACUACCAGCCUUGAAGGCACCACUGAAACAACUGCACAAAGUGCCCAGUUGAUGGUGGAGCAAGGUGGAAACCCCCAGAGAAUGAGUAUUUCCAGGGCCAAUAAGAGGAUGUUCCACCUGCUAAAGAGAGCAAGAGUCCAACUGAUUAAAAUUGACCAACAGAAACAGCUCAAAUCAGCUCAGAUUCUGUCUAACUCUGUGAGAGUAAGAGAUAGAUCCGCAGGAGUCAUGCAGAGAGGCAGAAAGAGGGGGAAGAGAGUAGUCCCAGUUAACCCAGAGGGAGCUCCACAGGAGCAAUUGAUUGGUGGUCCACGUAUAAAGCAUGUGUGUCGAGCAGCAGCAGUCGCACUGGGACAACCACGUGCCAUGGUUCCCGACGACAUUCCCAGGCUCAGCGCCCUUCCUCUUCAUGAGAGAGAGGGGAUCACUGCUUCACCUGCCGAAGAGGAUGUUGCAUCUCACUCAGAAGCUGAGAGUGGAGAAUCUGUUGAGCCGAAGCUGACAAUUAGACGCAGGUACGAAAGCACAGCCCUUAGCUGUCGACUAAAACGCUGCUUGCGCUGCAAGGGCUGCAAUCGGCUGGAGGACUGCGGGAGGUGUGUGUACUGUCUGGACAAGCCCAAAUUUGGAGGACCCAACAAGAAACGACAGAGCUGUGUCCUAAAGAAGUGUGUGCUGAUUGAGCAGAACAAAAUGAAACGAUUUAACAAAGUCCAGGUGAAGCGGCGCCGGCCAUUAGUGGCCGAUGGCAUGAACAGCAGUGAGGAAGAAAACCAGGAGGAAGGGGGAGAUGAUGGAGGAGGACAGGCCCAGUUCAGCCCCACUAGGAGGCAACCCAGACGACAAGUCACUCCUCAGUCCUACAGAAAACUGCUGGGGUACGACUCCUCUGACACAGAGACACAGAGUGUCAGCUCUGAAAAGACAAAGGCCAGCGGGACCCAAAAGACUCAGUCAAGUGAAAUGGCUACUUCUGUAACUGCUCCAGAAGAGGCAGCAAAGCAGAAACGGCAAGGGCUUUACAAAGCUUUUUGGGCCCAACGCAGAAAUAAGACUUCGGUGGAGCACACUCCGUCCAGUGUCCUGACUCCACAGGUCAAUGGCUCCACCCAGAGGGGCAAGCUGUCACAGGGGACAAUGAACAAGAUUCGUGUGGACUUCAAGGAAGACUGUCACAUCCAGAAUGUGUGGUUGAUGGGAGGAUUGAGUAUUCUCACUUCAGUCCCCAUCAUGCCCCAGUUUGUGUGUCUGCUCUGUGCCAGCAAAGGCCAGCAUGAUAUGAUCUACUGUCAGAUGUGCUGUGAGCCUUUUCACCAUUUCUGCCUGCCACCGGAUGACCGUCCAAAGGAGGAGAACAAGGAGAACUGGUGCUGCAGACGCUGCAAGUUCUGCCAUGUUUGUGGCCGCAAGAGCAAGCAAGCAAAGCCAGUUUUGCAGUGCAAGAGAUGCAUGUACUGCUACCAUCCAUCCUGUUUAGGACCCACAUAUCCCAAACCUGUCAAAAUGAACUCCUCAUGGAUUUGUAUGCUGUGUAUUAGGUGUAAGAGCUGUGGUGUGACACCUGGGAAGUCCUCGGACACGUCCUGGAACCAUGAGCUGGAACUCUGCCCUGACUGUAGCAAACUUCAUAGCAAAGGAAACUUCUGUACUGUGUGUCUGAAGUGCUACGAGGAACAUGAGUUUGACAGCAGCAUGAUGCAGUGUGCCCGAUGUGCCCACUGGGUCCAUCCCAAGUGUGAGGGGCUCACAGAUGAUCUGUAUGAGAUCCUGUGUCGUCUGCGGGGGAAGAGUCUGGUGUUCUCCUGUGCUCCCUGCAGUAAGAGAUUCCGUAGCGGUUGGCAGGACGUUGUUCAGGAAGUUUUGAGGAGCGGUCUGGAAAAGAUCAUGAAUGGAUUGAAGAGUUCUCCGACCAUCAGUCACCUCCUCAUGUGUGCAGAGUGUGAGGUGUGUCCAGAUUUUGAGCUUGUAAAGGAGCAGUCAGGGUGUUGUCUGCAUCCUGUAGAGCAGAAGCUGGAGAGUGGCCUGUACACUUCACUGAAAGCGUUUCACGAGGAUGUGGCGGCAGUGAUGGUGGAAAGGCUGAGAAAAGAAUAUCUUUUAGAGGAGCAAAGGCCCACCGGUCAAGCCAAACUGUAUUAUAUUAAGUUAGUAGAACAAGUAUUUAGCUGGUUUAACAGUCAGGACCCCAAAAUGUGGAACUGUCAUAUGCAAGAAUAUCCAAGCGGUAUGCUCCCUGACGCCAUAAUUCCCCCCAGCGAUGAACACAGUUAUGCACAAUGGCUCAAAGAGCAGGAUCCAGAAAACCCUCAUUCGAAAUCUCAAGAUCUGCAGAAUGUGAACUCUCAGUUCUUCACGGAUGAAAGACAGUGCUCCCUCUGCCAGCAACAUGGAGAUGCCAAACCGAAUGAUGCUGGUAGGCUGCUGUAUAUUGGACAGAAUGAAUGGGCUCAUGUGAACUGCUGCAUGUGGUCGGCAGAGGUGAAGGAUGUCAAAGGAGCUUUGCUGCAUGUCCACAGUGCUGUCACCAGGGGCCGCCUCAUGCGUUGUGAGCAUUGUGGCCAAACAGGGGCGACUGUGGGCUGUUGUCUUACCUCGUGUCAGAGUAACUACCACUUCAUGUGUGCUCGUGCCAGCAGCUGCGUCUUCCAGUGUGAUAAGAAAGUGUACUGUUACAAACAUCGUGACCUCAUAAACACUAAGAUUGAACAAGGCAAUGGGUUUGAAGUUCUCAGAAGGGUCUAUGUAGAUUUUGAUGGAAUUAGUCUGCGUAGGAAGUUUCUAACAGGCUUGGAGCCAGAGUCUGUAAAUGUGAUGAUUGGGUCUCUACAUGUACAAAAACUUGGUGUUCUGACGGAGCUGUCUGCAAAUUCUGGAAAAUUGUAUCCAGUUGGUUACCAAUGUUCUAGAUGGUAUUGGAGCACCGUUGACCCUCGCAGGAGAUGCCAGUACACUUGUAAAGUGACAGAGGUGCGACCAUCAACACGGUGCAGAGCUCCUAGCUCCAUGGUGGAUCAGGGAGAAAAUCACACAAUUGUUCACAGUCCAAAAGCUCACAAUGAUGAGGAUGGCACAGAUAGCGAGUCCUUGUCACCUGAGCUGCCCCCCAGCACCCCCUCCAAGGCCAAACAAGACUCGGGGGCCGGAGGCAAGACUCCUGGCUAUCCACACAGCAGGAGACCAGCAGGGGGACUGUCCAGACCGUUACCUUCCCCAGGAAAUGCUGUUUCCACAUCCCAUCAUAUUUUGACCAUUAGUGACCUUGAUGAGACACGGCGUGCAACACGGAGACUUUCCACACGUAGCCGAAAUGCCUCUCCUCCCCCUGUGGUACUGUCAGGCCCAAUGGCUUUGCGAUCAGGCGGCACGAUUCACCCUAGGUCGCUUUCAUUCAGCCCCCCUGUCUCACCUCUUGGUACAACUGAGAACUUCAUGAGCUCCACCUCACCUCGACGAAGGGGGCGGCCUUCCCCUUUGUCUCCCUCUAGCAUCACCUCUGGACCCUCUCCCCCACAAGCAGCUCUACGAAGUCCCUCUUCCACCUUUCAUUCAUCUGUCCACCAUUCCCCAAGACAGCCUUUCAAAACCACACAGCAUAAGACUGAUGAGGUGGAUCAAGAGCUCUUUGCCUUGUCAGAACCGGAUGAGGCUGCAGGCGCACCAAGCCACAAAUUUCCUGCCUCAUCCGACAAGUCGAAUCAAGAACUGCUCUCUGCGCACUUUGAUCCAGACACAGAUGUGGCUGUGGCCUCAGUAUUGAAUGCAAAGCUUGAAUUUGAUGAGGCUUUGCUCAAUGAAAAUGUGGCUCUGGACUGCGACCCUCAAGGUGGUGAGGGAGAUGCAGAAGAAGGAACCUGCAAAUUCAGCACUGGCAGCAAAGACUUGACUUCAGAGAUGCAAAUGGAAACAAAUGAUGAUGUCGCUGACCAUUAUCUGAAUUUCUCUCGCACAGUUGUGGUCCAAGAAUCUGCACAGGCAGGUCUCUCAGUCCUUUCUAACUCAGGGUCCAUCUCUCAGCUGGAUGGAGCUGACAAUGACUCGGAGAGUGAUACAGGUGAAGCCAAUGCAGCUGAUGAUACUCAGGAAGUAGGAAGUAGUUUUUGUAGUCAGGAAACUGAGCCAUUAAAGGGCACUGGUCCAAACAAGGGCCGAACUCUUGGUGACGGGCAGCUAGUUUGCCCAAGAUCACCUAUUGCAAAUCAACAUCAAAAUUAUCAGCUAGAGACUCAAAACGUGGACCAAGUCUGUGAAGAACAGGAAAUUCAGGAAAUAACUUCUUUACAAGAUGGGGAAAACGUAAUUAUUGAUUCUGAAGUAUCGAACGGACAAGUGUCGUUUGCAGAUCAACUACAGGCAACAACCACUCUCCUUUGCAAAGACAGUGAUCUUGUUACGACCCAAGAAGAAGUCUUGCUCGAAAAUGAAUCAACAGAAUGUUUGCAGGAAGUGUUCUUGGAUGACACCAGUGGGAAUUUCAUAUCUACUGUUGAUGGCAGAGUUCUGGAUUUGACAGAAAAUGCUGCUGGUCCUGUGGCGGCAACUGAUUCCUCACCAGUAAACAAGGAUGAACCUGUUUUAAAGAGAGGUCUGUCACCUGUUGAGAAACCGGAGACUGCUGUGCCAAUGAGUAGUACUAAAACAAUUCAUGUUGUUGCACCAGCUGCACUCACAAAACGACGCUUUGUGACCAUACAACCCGGCUCCAAACCCAAACCCUUCCAUAUGACAAUGCCUGUUGCCAACUCUCUACCACUAUCCUUGCCUGUCAGUGUUGUCUCAUCUUCUCCCACCAUUUCUGUUGCACCACAAGGAACUCCACUUGCUCCUACUUCAGUUUUAAUAAAUGGUUUUGGAGCUCUACCUAGGGAAGCCACUAAGGGUCAUAGGAUCGCCAUACGCAUUGCCACCCCAAAACGAGUGUCUGAACAGUCUCUGCCCCAGAGUUUACCUGGUACACCUCUUACACCUCAGGUUCUUCUUGUCAACCGUGCGGGACAGAUUCUAGUGAAAAACCCGCAGACUAAUACAUACCAAUUAACUAACUCUAAUUCUCCCUCGUACACCCAAAUCAGUCAGAUUGCGAAGAUAAUCCACAGCAGUAAUGUUCUCCAGCGACCUGUCCCUAAGGUUACAGUGAUACCGGUGCCGCAGGUUCAGGCUAGUCUCGGCAAAACCACACCAACACGUAUCAUAUCUUACAGCAGCAACAACAGAGCAACACCACCAACCCAGGUGCUAAUCAGGAGGAUUCCUCAGAGUCAUCCUGUAAGCCAAUUACACAGCAUCAGUCCGUCAAUAGAAAGAACUGGCUUGAUUUCUGAAAGUGGGCAGAAGGCAGUAGCCCAGGAGAUAAUCGACAAAGCAAUGGCAAGUCACCGUGAAAUAGCCAGUCCCACUGACAUAAGCCCUUCUCCACUCCACCUUGAAAAACGCCUCUCUCCUGAAUCAAAGGAUUCAUUCCCUGGCUUUCAUCUUCAGACUCAACCCAACAUCUUGUCCCACUCCAGACCUCAAGUCAAGGUCAAGAGAGUGUCUUCAGUAACUGAUCGAAUUGGUGUGAAAAGAUGCCGUACAGACUUCUUGGACCAGAUGGGUCCUUGUUCCCAGAGUGACAACAGCAGAUCAAACCGGGUUAGAAUAAAGGCCCCAAGUUUUAAGGAUGUGCUCGACUUUGACGACCCUGAUGUUGGAUCUCUUGACCAUCCAAAGAACGAUGAAAAUAAGAGAAUUACUCCAAAUGAAUCAGAGCGCACUUCAGUGCAGGGAAAUGACACACGGGACAGUGCUAAAUCUCAGUGUACGAGCUACAAACAUGGUGAUUCCUCAGAAUGGGCCCCCUAUGCAGGUUGGAGUUCAGAUGAGGACUCUCCAUCAACAGGCAAGCAGGAUAAGUGUGCCAGUCAUUAUUUGCCCCAUCUGUGCUUCCAGAUUACCAGUGAGGAUGGCUUUAGCAUAGAAGCUGACAGCAUGGAUGUGGCGUGGAAGGCAGUAAUGGACGGUGUCCAGGAGGCACGGGUAGGCUGUCGGCUAGAGCAGUUUCCCUUCAACAGGAUAAGUGGUGCCAGGGUUCUGGGUGUCCUCCACGAUGCUGUGCUCUUUCUGCUGGAGCAGCUGCAGGGUGCUUCUCUCUGCCAGAAACACAGUUUUCGUUUCCACCAGCAUGAAGUACCGGAAGAAGAGCUGCCAAUAAACCCCAGUGGCUGUGCCCGUGCAGAGGUCUAUGUGCGAAAAUCUACCUUUGAUAUGUUCAAUUUCCUGGCAUCGCAACAUCGUCAGCUUCCUGAGUCAAGGCCAUGUGAUGAUGAAGAGGAUGACGUUAUGCUAAAAUCCAGCAGACGAGCCACAAGUACGGAGUUGCCAAUGGCUAUGAGGUUCAGACACUUGGAGAAAACCUCUAAAGAGGCUGUGGGAGUUUACAGAUCUGCUAUACAAGGUCGUGGUCUUUUCUGCAAGAGGAACAUUGAGGCUGGAGAGAUGGUGAUCGAGUACGCUGGCAACGUCAUCCGCGCAGUUCUCACUGACAAAAGGGAGAAAUACUAUGACAGCAAGGGCAUCGGCUGCUAUAUGUUUCGCAUUGACGACUUUGAUGUGGUGGAUGCCACCAUGCACGGAAACGCGGCACGAUUUAUAAAUCACUCCUGCGAUCCUAACUGUUACUCAAGAGUCAUCAAUGUGGAGGGCCAGAAGCACAUCGUUAUAUUCGCCCUGCGGAAGAUUUACCGUGGAGAAGAGCUUACCUAUGACUACAAGUUCCCCAUUGAAGAUGCAAACAACAAGUUGCACUGUAACUGUGGGGCCCGGCGCUGUCGACGCUUCCUGAACUAAAACUGGCUUGUUUACUCAAUAGUUUAGGAGGGGAUAUUUUGGUAUGGGUGGCUAUUUUUGAAGGAAGACACUCGUUACAGGUGCUUAAUGGUGCGGAGAUUAAUUAUUCUGAAGAAAACACAAUAUUGAGAUUGUUUGGCUGGGUGUAUGGCCUUUUUAGACCACCAGCACGUCUUUAUUGGUUACCUCGCGUGAGUUAUAUUUCCUACCCCAACAUUUAACAACCCAGUAACGUCCUGUACUGGAUGAGGCCGUUUGCUUUGAUUCAACAAUUAAAAAUUGUGACCUCAAACGAAUACCCUUUACUUAACUAUUUCACCUGUCCUUGUGCUACUUUGUCCCAGCAUGCCUUUCAAAUCUUGCCACUGGUGGCUGGUAAUGCAGUAGAUCUAUUCUGGAAUGAUCCUUUAGUGUCAGAAUAAAUGUACAGUGGUUUUAAUAGUGGAAGAUACCCUGAAGUUUGAAAGGGUGCGAUUAUUUUUGCUACUGAAUCAAGAGGAGUUCCUGUUAUAGGUCGUCCUCAACAGCACCUUAAUAAUCUUUGCUCUCUUUUUUUUUUUUUUUUUUUGGAAAUGUAAGCACUGUACAUAUUCUCCAAAACAGAUGUAGUUUUUAGUCAAACCAUGAACAAUCUUGCCACACAACCUAGUUUCUAACAGGAGCCUGUGUUUCCAGAACAUUGACGUUUGUAUAUUUCUUGCUUUUUUUUAUGGGUGCAAAUGAAUGCGUCACUUAAAGCACAUUUUAUAACCAAAUUUAACACCCUUGACUGGCACAUUAUUUAAGUUAGAGUACCUUUGCUCUGAAUGCAUAUAUAGACCAUUUUACAGCAUUCUGGGUCAUGUCCACAUUACCAUUCUAAAUAAGACUUCACCUGAAGCUCAAUUUUUGACAGAUUGGUUUUAAGAACCCACUGUUUUUUAUGUGCUUUUAUAUCUUGAGGCCAGUCUUUUGGGGGUCAAUUGUAAUAUUCUAUAUAUAAUCAGUAGGAUCACUUGUGUAGUGUUAAAGAUGUGAAUGAUGUUAAAUCCCAUUCUGAUCGUCAGUACACAAGUAUUUAAAAACAUACCCAUGAAUGGCGGCUUCAGCUGGAAACAGCCGACGCGCUGCUUAUAGCCAUGUGUCUUCUCUUGAUAGCCUUCCUCUCGCAGCACAUUAAGACCGACUCUCAUCUCCAUUUGGGUUGACUACCUCAGUACAUCAGUGACAGCUAGUAAGUUACAGUGCAAACAAUAGUAUAAAGAGUGCUGGGGAUAAUCCCGCACUAGCUUUGAUUUUAUGCAAUGUGACUGUAGGGUUGUUUGUCUCAUUUGUUUGUUUUUCCAGAGAAUUCCUGGAUCCCUCUUCCCUCAUGCUUUUGUACAGAAUUGAAGUGUGCUUAUAAUUAAAAAUGAAGAAUGCAGCUUGAUUCCAUCACUGAACGUGAUCCCACUCAGAGUGAAUCUUUGUAUAGAGUUGUAUACAAGAAUUUCUAAAUCUGUUAAAUUUUUUCUACGCACUUUUUUUUAUUUAUGAUGUUCUGUAUGUAAUAAAGAUACAACAAUAUUUGAAUAAA
Molecule: messenger RNA, 10221 nt
Organism: Carassius carassius (crucian carp)
Lineage: Eukaryota; Metazoa; Chordata; Actinopteri; Cypriniformes; Cyprinidae
Product: histone-lysine N-methyltransferase 2B-like
Exons: 37
Coding region: 3-8666 (2887 amino acids)
Biological process (GO): positive regulation of DNA-templated transcription
Cellular component (GO): histone methyltransferase complex; nucleus
Molecular function (GO): histone H3K4 methyltransferase activity; zinc ion binding; protein binding
Source: RefSeq, a predicted model, not a curated record